Molecule: messenger RNA, 2187 nt
Organism: Brenthis ino (lesser marbled fritillary)
Lineage: Eukaryota; Metazoa; Arthropoda; Insecta; Lepidoptera; Nymphalidae
Source: the annotation of a GenBank genome assembly
AUGAGUUUGCUUAGUGCAGUUUUACAAGAAGCAGAUAAAGGUACUACAAACGAGUUAAAAAAGUGUCGCGAUGAAUUAAUGCCCAUGUUAAAAGAUCUAACUGAAAGAGUACAAAUGUUAUCUUGGUCAUUACAACAAAAUUUUAUAGAUACGUACUUUCAUUUUACACCUACCAAGAGUUUAGAACAGUUAAACUACAAAAAUCGAAAAGAAAACAUACUGACUGACUAUGCAAAGUUUAAGGAAGACAUCAAAUCACUUCAAGAAAAAUUUGAAAACAAAGAGGUAAUUGAAGAAUUUAACAGUAACUGUAAAAAAUUGCAUAAAUUAAUGAAAACUUUAAAUGAUCUAUGCGUUGUUGUGGAGGGGAAAAAGAUAUUUUAUAACGCAAAUCGUGAAUUUGGCAGAAAUAAUUACAUCGAAGCAAUACUAAGUGUAAAAGAAUUACUAAAAAAAAUACGUGAUUUAAAGUUUGAAGGUAAUGGAAUUAAAGCACUACAAAAUAUAACUGCUCAAGCAGAAAAUUAUUUGGCUCAUUACACAGCACAAUUGAGUGUUGAAUGGGAAGAUAUUUUUACUUGGUCAGAAAAGAAGGGAGUUCAUUUUCUUAUAUAUUCUCUUUCUGUACAGCAAAGUGACCCGAGUUUAAUACAAAAUAUUUUAAAAUCUUUGUAUUUUACUGAGAGAAUGAACGCAGAGCUUGGACUAUUUUCUCAUUUUUUCAUUGAUCAAUUGCUUCACAAUGUUAUUAGACAUAAUUGUGAAAUAUUUACCGAGGACCACAUAGGUGCAUUAGUCUUUAACAUAAAAAUAAGUUUUAAUGAAACAAAGAGACCCAAUUUUCAAACAAUAUUCAAUAAUUUAACUGCAAUAUUUGAAUUUCUACAAUCAACAUUAGGUUCACAGUUUGAAGCUGACAGAACAUUCAUUCAAGUUUUUUCUGAUACCAUUAGUGAAAAAUUCUUCAGUAAAAUAAUUGAAGACUGCAUUAGGAAUAACUUACCAUCUUGUGAUAGUAGCUAUCAGAACUAUAAAAACAUUGUUAUGGAGCUGGAUUGCUUUAAUAAAUUUUUGAUUGAAUUGAAGUUUGUUGAAGCAGAUGAUUCUCCUCUUAAUAAAUAUAUUAAUGAUACUGAGUGUGUUCUAUAUAAUAAAAAAUGUGACAAGUUGUUGUCAGACAUUCGUAAUUUACUCGGGGAGAGUUUAUCAUAUGGCACUGUAGUAGUAGGAAAUACUUUUGAAACAGUCAAUGAUUCCAUAUUCACAACAUCAUUCCGAGAGGUUGAUUAUGAUCUUAACAACCCAUUGUUCUUACCAAAAUGUGUAAUAUCUCAGAAUGUUAAGAAAAUAAUGACCAUGAUUGUGGAGCACCUGGAAGAGAGUGUAAAGUUGCCUGAGAAAUAUAGAAAUCAAUUAGUCAUGUAUAUAAAAGACAUAGCAGUUAUGUACCAGUGCAUUAUACCUAAGAAAUUUAAAGUAAAUUUAGACUGUUGUCCUCUGGAUAUUGCUCUAUUUUUCAACAAUUGCUUUUACUUAGCGCACAGUCUAUUGGGUCCACCAUGGAAAAACACAUUGCCACCAGCUUUAGCUGACCUCCUGAAUACUAUGCUGUUAGAAUGUAUUCAAGAUCUUAGAGUUCUGGGCUUGGAGAAAAUGUCUUUAUAUUUACAACACCAAAAAAAUGUCAUCACAGAGAAAAUUGAGUCUAAUGAACUUCCCUGGACUCAUGAAUCCUAUGAAACUUUAGACAUUGCUAUUAACCAUGCAAUUACACUUAUGCAUGAAUUAAAAGUUACAUGGUACAACAUAUUACCAACUAAAAUGUAUGAACUCUCCAUUUGUACAUUGGUUCAGGCUUUAUGUCAUUCCAUGUUGGAGCGUAUAUUUGUCAAUACAAAGCCUAUUAGCGAAGACUUGGUUUAUAUGAUGGCUGUAAGAUUUGAGGACACCAUUGCUGAGAUAAUGACGUUAUUUGAGGAACCUGUACAAUUUGAAACGAAAAUCAGUGUAUGGAAUAAGUUUAUUAAAAUGCCAAAACUUUUAAAAGCGCAAAUGCUAGAAAUAGCCAAUCUCUGGAGUGGUGAUAAUGAACUGUCUCAGAGCUAUGCGUGUGAAGAAAUACGUCUUAUAGUGAAGAUGAGAUUCCCCGAUGAUAAAUACAGAUUAAAAAUAUUAAAGGAAAUACAA